This is a messenger RNA of Onychomys torridus (southern grasshopper mouse), 3275 nucleotides long. It is a transcript of the gene Kbtbd8, whose product is annotated as kelch repeat and BTB domain containing 8. Lineage: Eukaryota; Metazoa; Chordata; Mammalia; Rodentia; Cricetidae. The coding region runs from base 61 to 1866 and encodes 601 amino acids. Gene Ontology annotation, molecular function: protein binding. The transcript is spliced from 4 exons. Gene Ontology annotation, biological process: neural crest cell development. The record is from RefSeq and is a predicted model, not a curated record.
GCGAGCGAAGCGCAAUGACAUUUCCUCUUUAAAUAACCGGAGCCGGGGCCCCUUGGAGUAAUGGCUGCGUCGGCAGAUUUAAGUAAGUCUUCCCCAGCAAUGAAUGGGAUCCCAUCUUCCGACACAACCAACGAAGCCAUGGACCCCUUCCAUGCUUGCAGUAUUCUUAAGCAACUCAAAACAAUGUACGAUGAAGGACAGUUGACAGACAUUGUAGUGGAAGUGGAUCACGGGAAAACAUUUUCCUGUCAUAGAAACGUUCUUGCUGCAAUCAGCCCCUACUUCAGGUCCAUGUUCACGAGCGGCCUUACCGAGAGUACUCAGAAAGAAGUUCGAAUCAUUGGUGUCGAAGCUGAAUCAAUGGAUUUAGUAUUGAAUUAUGCCUAUACCUCUAGAGUUAUUCUGACAGAGGCCAACGUUCAAGCCUUGUUCACUGCAGCUAGCAUCUUCCAAAUUCCUUCCAUACAAGACCAGUGUGCUAAGUAUAUGAUUAGUCAUUUGGACCCACAAAAUUCUAUUGGGGUCUUUAUCUUUGCUGAUCAUUAUGGUCAUCAGGAACUUGGAGAUCGAUCAAAAGAAUACAUCCGUAAAAAGUUUCUGUGUGUCACCAAAGAACAAGAGUUUCUCCAGCUGACAAAAGACCAGCUCAUAAGCAUACUAGAUAGUGAUGAUUUAAAUGUAGACCGGGAAGAACAUGUUUAUGAAAGCAUUAUAAGGUGGUUUGAACAUGAGCAGAAUGAAAGAGAAGUACACCUUCCAGAAAUUUUUGCCAAAUGUAUACGCUUUCCUUUGAUGGAAGAUACAUUUAUCAAGAAAAUUCCACCUCAGUUUGCACAGGCCAUAGCCAAAAGCUACGGAGAAAAGGGACUCUCCAAAACCAAUGGCUGUACGCAGAGGCUGGGAAUGACUGCUUCUGAAAUGAUCAUCUGUUUUGAUGCUGCACACAAACACUCAGGAAAGAAGCAAACAGUGCCUUGUCUAGAUAUAGUCACAGGAAGAGUGUUUAAACUAUGCAAACCACCAAAUGACCUAAGAGAAGUUGGGAUUCUGGUAUCACCAGAUAAUGACAUUUACAUUGCAGGAGGGUACAGGCCAAGUAGCAGUGAGGUCUCCAUCGAUCAUAAGGCAGAAAAUGAUUUUUGGAUGUAUGACCAUUCCACCAAUAGAUGGCUAUCCAAGCCAUCCUUGCUUCGAGCCAGAAUUGGCUGCAAACUCGUGUAUUGCUCUGGUAAAAUGUAUGCGAUUGGAGGGCGCGUGUAUGAAGGUGACGGGAGGAACUCCCUGAGGUCCGUUGAGUGCUAUGACAGCAGGGAGAACUGUUGGAUGACCGUCUGUGCCAUGCCGGUUGCAAUGGAGUUUCAUAACGCCGUGGAGCACAAAGAGAAGAUCUAUGUUUUACAGGGAGAAUUUUUCCUCUUCUAUGAGCCUCAAAAAGACUACUGGGGAUUUCUAACCCCCAUGACUGUGCCUAGAAUCCAGGGCUUGGCGGCUGUGUACAAGGACUCCAUCUACUACAUAGCUGGAACCUGUGGAAAUCAUCAGCGUAUGUUUACUGUAGAAGCCUAUGACAUAGAGCUAAAUAAAUGGACUCGUAAGAAGGACUUUCCAUGUGAUCAGUCUAUAAAUCCAUACCUUAAGCUGGUACUUUUCCAGAAUAAACUCCAUUUAUUUGUCCGAGCUACUCAAGUGACUGUUGAAGAACAUAUCUUCAGAACCAGCAGGAAAAAUUCUCUUUACGAGUAUGAUGAUAUUGCUGACCAGUGGAUGAAAGUGUACGAGACCCCAGAUCGGCUGUGGGACCUUGGCCGCCAUUUUGAGUGUGCUGUGGCUAAACUCUAUCCUCAGUGUCUUCAGAAAGUACUGUAAUAAGUAGCAGGCCUCAGCACGUCCCUGGCAUCUUAUACUAAGGAACCUUGUUUAGGAAAUACUGUCAACAUUGAUGAAAGCUGAGAGUUUUGUAUACAGAAAUGGGUGCUCGUAAAGAUUGUGGUGUGGGGAGGGAUUUGCUUUUAUCUUCAUGAUAUUUUCAUUUCAGUAAGGAAAGAUAACAAAGUGCAAUUAUCAGCAUUUUUCCACCCCUGGCAUAAAAGUAUCAUUUUAGAAUUUUGUGAUAAAUAGUCCCUGAAAAACCAGGUGAAUCAAGACAACUAUGCACUCUUAAAAAGCAGUUUGAGUAUUCCUGGGUAGAGACAUACAAACUAGUUAACGUGACUUUUUAUUUUAAAUACGGGUAACAAUAUGAGGCAAUAUCAUUUAUUUAGCUGUGAUCUCUCUAACACAGAGAAGCACUAACUUAGAUCCUCAUUCGUACUAUUUAUAUGUAUUUACAUAUCUAUUUUUGUGUACUGUUUUCAAGUGUACAAGAUUUUAAGCUCUGUCAAACUGAAGGAAAACUCAGUCUCAGAAAGAACUUUCAGUCACGUUGUUUCAUAUUCUCAUGUAACUUUAAGUUAAAACUUUGAAGUGGCAGUUUUCUGUCCAUAACUUUUUCAAGUGCUACUGUCUCAUCUUUUAAAAUCCCAGAAAGGGCUCAGAUUUGCAGGUGACUGGUGCUCGUAUAAGUUAAUUCACGUGUAGCUAGACUGGUUUAAAUGGUUUGAGUCUGUGUUUCUCUUUCAGAUUAGCAUGCUAAUUCCAUGGCUGUGGCACUUUGCCUUGUGACUCCGCGAGGUCUGCUCUUUGUGUGAUAGGAUAUGGCCGAUGGCCAUUGGUCGAACUGGAUUCAGUUUUACAAUCCCAAGUUUGCACUAACAUGGGCUGUUUUGUUGCCCAACCUCUUUUUUCCAUCCUCUACUUGUCCAGUCAUUGUUGGUACCAUGAAAGUCAUAAUUGUAUAACUUAUAAUGUGAAGUUUUACACCUACUUUUAAAAUUCUGUUUUCUAGAAAUGAAUCUUGCAGUACUCUAAUAAUUUAGUAGCUUUUAAGGUUCAUAUUACAGUUAUAACCUCUUUAUUUAUUGCACUCAACAUUGGUGAAUAUUUUUAUGUUGAAACACUUGUUCUAGGUGAAGGUAAUGUAGAAGGAAGGAUGAAGGAGUAAACAGAAUCGUAGCUUUCUGUACUGUAGGUUCUAAGGAGCUGUUUAUAUUUAACUGAUAAGUUUCUCAAUUGGUUUGUCCUUCAUGUUAAUAUUCCUAACUAAGUCCAUUUGUACCUAAGGCAAGUAUUUGGAUUGAUAAUGUACUCAUUACUAUGCUUCCUAUAACUGAUAAGUAAUACACACAUAAGAUCAGAGUCUGUCCUCAAUUGGAAGUUUGAUUCUCUUAAAGAAAACU